Molecule: messenger RNA, 2832 nt
Organism: Lottia gigantea (owl limpet)
Lineage: Eukaryota; Metazoa; Mollusca; Gastropoda; Lottiidae
Exons: 16
Coding region: 601-2319 (572 amino acids)
Biological process (GO): homophilic cell-cell adhesion
Cellular component (GO): plasma membrane
Molecular function (GO): calcium ion binding
Source: RefSeq, a predicted model, not a curated record
AUGGCAAGAGGUUUGGAAAAGGGUGUAUGCGAAUUGUGGCGAGGUAUCACAAGGUUAGAUCACUUUAACUUUCUAAGACAAACAGUUCUGAAAUUUGAAGCAUUUGUUAAUCAAGUUCAAACGCAGUGGGCUCAAGCCAAAACUCCUAACCGGGGUGUCAGUAAGAUAUUAGUCAAUCUACUCUCAGGUGUGAUUCUAUAUUAAUAUACCUUUACCACCUAUAACGUUUUACCUACCCGGAUUUAAAGAGACACAACACAAGAAUCUGAAAACUGAAAAAUCCCUCCUUGAAGACUGGAGCGUAUUAACGUAUUACAUUAUUUAUAAUGGAUAAACUCGAGCUUAAGUAAUUGGGAAUCUUACCAUAUUGAAAGGGAAAUUGAAACAUCCCUCUUCCUUAAACAUAAUUUAUGUUAUCAAAUUGGUUAUUGAUUAUUAUUGGAGAAAGAAGCCCUUAUCUAGUCAGAUUAUAUUCCUAACUAUCGUCUCUUUAAGUUAUUACCGACCCUACCCUAACUGAAGUAAGAGUUUAAGAUAAGAAGAUUUGAUUUUAUACAAGUUAUAACAAGUGUCCGGAUAUAAAUAUCUAUUUACUACACCAUGGUGAAAACUAAACCCUGGACUUUCAUUUUCUUUUCUGUCUCAGUCUGUAUAAAUGUUGCUUUAGUGUCUAGUUUGAGUUGGAGUAAUGAAGACUGCUCUAUGUACUUUGCAGAAGACACAGAAAUUGGAACCAGGCUAAUAAAUCUGACGGCGAUAGCAAGCAAUGAUGGAGAUAUGUUAAUAUUCUCCACAGAUAACAUCCUAACUGAUAGCCUGGUGAAUUUGUCAGCAUCGUGGUCUACAGGCACUCAAGAACAAACCGUAGGGGUGCUGUUAAUGUCUGAUCUUGAUAGAGAUUUUACACCUCAAAUUAAAAAACUGAGAUUUAAAGUUCAAGAUCAGAAUUUAAUAUCAGCGUCCCUAUCAUGUGAGCUGAUUGUAAGAGAUGUCAAUGAUAAUCCUCCAAUAUUCCAAAAUCUUCCUUACAUUAGCAGCGUCAUGGAGGAUAUAAAAACUGGAAGCGUUAUUUUUGGAAACAUUUCAGUUUACGAUCCUGAUACUAAUCAAGGUGGUAUCUUUACUUUAUCAAUGGUGUCAGACCAGAUAAACGAUGACAAGUUUGAUUUUUCAUGGACAGCAGGUUUUCCGGGAACUUCGACAGCCAUGAUUAAACUGAAAUCCUUGUUAGAUUAUGAAGAAAGAAAUUUCUACACCGUGAUGAUUUCAGCAGUGGAUAAUGGUGGACUGUCUAGUUCUGCUGAAAUAACCAUAUCUGUUGAAGACAUCCAGGAUUCCCCGCCAUAUUUCAUACAGCCUAUUUAUAGAGCCGCAAUUGUAGAGCAUUCACCAGUGAAUACGUCAGUAAUUCAAAUCCAAGCUGAGGACGGUGAUAAAGGUGUGCCUAGAGAUGUUGGUUAUAGAAUCAUUAAAGGUAAUAAAGAAUAUUUCGCGAUAGAUGAGACUACAGGUUGGAUUAUCCAGACUGUUUCAUUAGAUAGAGAUGAUGCUAUGAUGAGAGAGAUAAACGGUGUCUUUGAUCUCACUGUGCAGGCUUUCGAACUAAAUGCAACAGUGGGUGAAAAUUCUACUAGUCACGUCACUGUGACGAUAACUAUUGAAGAUCUAAAUGAUAAUGCACCAAUAUUUAAUACGUCAACACCAUAUACGGCUUACGUGAGAGAUGAUACGCCACCUGAUUCACUGAUAUAUUUCGAUGGCAAGGGAUACAUGAAUGUGUUCGAUGCUGAUCAGGGAUCAAAUGCGUAUUUUGAACUAUCAGUGGAACGAGAUGGCGAAUCGUUUCCAGCUCUUGAACCUAGCCCACUGGAAGUUUAUUUUGAAGCAUUUGUUUUAAUCAGAAUUACAAAUAGUUCCAUAUUGAAAGAAUACAGUGGACAACAUCUAAGUUUUACCGUUAUAGCCAGGGAGACCAAGACAGAUGAACAAUUAUCCAGUACGGCAGCAGUUGUUUUAACAAUCGAGACUACCGAGGAACCAACUACAACGCCUCCUCCUCCAGAAGAAGAUCAAAUAACUGCUCCGGACAUUGUAGUUUUCGUUGUCGGGUUUCUAGUUUUAUUAAACAUUGCUACGUCAGUGACAAUUUGUGUUCUGAUGACCAAACGUAAAAAAAAUCAUUCCCAAGGUCUUGCAAGAAAUGGUUCGAAAUAUUACGUCACUGUUACGCCUAAAAGACCCGGAUUGACCGUGGACGCUACAGAGAGUAAUGCCAGUAAUGGGAUAAGUAGCACUUCGGUGAUGCAGGAAAUUCCUUAAAGACAAUCAUACAAGAUGGAAUUUUGGAACUCUUUGGUGCAUUCCCACAAAAACGUUAAUUGUACACUGUACAGAGCCUUUUGAUGGUGAAACAGUUAAGGGAUCUUGUACGUCUGAAUUUUGGAUAUUUUCAGUGAUAACUGUACAUAUUGGUACCUAUGUCUAACUUCAGCAACAUUGUAUUAUGACAUUUGUUUACAAAGAUUAUUUUAUUAUCUGCAGGAAAGUUCAAGUUAAAAAAAAAUACGCGAUUAUCCAAGGAUUCCACAUUAAAAAAUUAUAACUGCAAUCUGUUAUUGCCUGAGUAUGUUAUAACGUUUAGUUAAAUUUUUGCAGGUUAUGUUUGAUCUUUUUGGCUACUCCUUUCGGAUUUUGUUUUUAUGAGACUUUGUUCCCUUCAUUUCAUAAUUACUCUAUGCUAUUCCGUCCUGCUACACAACCUCAUCUUGUAACAGUUUAUUGUAUUGUUUAUACUCUAUAUUAAAUUAUUUUCUUAAAUAAUAUUACCUAUGU